This is a messenger RNA of Symsagittifera roscoffensis, 1149 nucleotides long. Its product is annotated as N-lysine methyltransferase KMT5A-like. Gene Ontology annotation, molecular function: transcription regulator activity; histone H4K20 methyltransferase activity; protein binding. Bases 1 to 1149 code for a protein of 382 amino acids. Gene Ontology annotation, biological process: regulation of DNA damage response, signal transduction by p53 class mediator; regulation of transcription by RNA polymerase II. Gene Ontology annotation, cellular component: nucleus; polytene chromosome. NCBI's taxonomy places the organism in Eukaryota, Metazoa, Xenacoelomorpha, Acoela, Convolutidae. The transcript has 3 exons. The record is from RefSeq and is a predicted model, not a curated record.
AUGGACUCCGAACUUCCUGCUGUGAAUACUGCGCAACUUGAAACUCCUGUUUUCCAUAGAGAUCAUAAUGAACCUCCAUCUAGUCAACAGUCUGUUACUAACAUAUGUAGUACAUCUCGGAGUUUCGACCAAAAUUUUGCACAGCUCCCAUCUGUGGAAGUUCCUUUAGGAACCCCCAUCCGAGUCGGACAUAGACCCUAUGCUGAACCUUGUACAAUUAUUACAGAUGUUAAUCAUAAUCAUCAUGACAAUACUUACCACACAUUGGAGACUCCGCAGCAAGUGUCUUCUCGAAGUGAAGGGUAUUCAAACUUCAUUAGCCCAAUGCCAGUGGUGUACCCACACUUUGAUCCUGCGUUUUUUCAUAGAAAUCAAAUUGCCAGCCAGCCCACUGAUCGUCAUGAUGAUUACACUGCCAAUGGAACAGAACUCAGUCGUUUUUUUUCUCAACCUUCAGAAUCAACUCCUUCAAACCAGCAUUCAUCAACUUUGUCAUGGGAAACACCUCUGUUCACGCCGCAGUCGGCGACUGCCACUCAGGCUGGCAGUUCAAGUACAGAGCCUCCGACUGAGUCUUCAUCUGAGAAUAUGGCAAAACGAGUUAUUCCAACGAACAAUGACUCGCAAACCGAGCGAAACAAAUGGGAAACUCAUCACGACCUAAAGAAAGUCAUGUCCCAAAUCGCCAUGCUGCAGAAAGAGAAAAGCAAGCGACAACAAAAGCCGCUUUUUGAUUCCAGCGGCAUUAGCGUUGUCAGCACACAGGCCUUCCAGAAGGAUGAUAUUAUCAUGGACUACCAUGGGGUUGCUGUGACAGAUAAAACAUAUCAAGAUUUGAUAAGGAACCGUUCUGUUCCGACUGAAUUUGUGCUGGAAAUUGGCGCGCCUGUGAAGCUAUUCAUCGAUGCUUCUUCAGAAGUGUGUGUUGAACAUCCAACCAACCGCUGUCUUGGUCGACUGGCUAAUCACAGCACGCUAAACUCCAAGAAGAAUUUGGAUGCGAAUAUGAAGAUCAUAGAAGUUGUUCUUAAUGCCUUCGAUCCGCCAAAACGAUUAGCUGUAUUCAAAGCCCGAAGAAACAUUGAGCCUUUCGAACAGCUACGAUACGAUUAUGGCGAUAAAGUUGCUCGAAACAUGUUCAACAUGUGA